GGCGUCGCCCUGAGGAGAGCGGCGUUGCCGCCGGUCUUGGGUGAGGUGUGUUGUGGGGUCGUUUCUCCGUGAGGGGACGGCUGCUGUGGGACGAGCGGUACCGGACGGGCGGUACUGGGCAGCUGCCCUGGGACAUCAUGGCAGCCCAUCAGGAGAAAAAAACUUCUGAAGAAAGAAAACGCAAAAGCACCCAAAAUGAUACUCGAACAUCUCAAGUCCAGUGGGGGAGAGCAUGGGAAGUGGACUGGUUUUCCUUGGCAAACAUCAUUUUCCUGCUCAUGUUUGCACCACUUAUCGUAUAUUACUUCAUAAUGUCCUGUGACCAGUACCAGUGCUCUCUGAUUGAUCCACUCAUUGACUUGUUCACGGGGAAUAAACAUCUGUCUGACAUCUGGAACAAGACUCCUACAUUGACCUAUAGGGCUGCUGGGAUCUAUACCCUUUGGGUUGCUUUCCAGGUGUUUUUGUAUCUGUUCAUUCCUGACUUCUGCCAUAAGUUUCUUCCUGGAUACGUAGGAGGCGUACAAGAAGGUGCUGUCACCCCUGCUGGUGUAGUGAAUAAGUAUGAAAUCAAUGGACUUCAGGCUUGGAUCAUUACCCAUGUGCUUUGGUUUGCAAAUGCAUAUUACUUCCACUGGUUCUCACCCACCAUCAUUUUUGACAACUGGAUUCCUCUCCUGUGGUGUGCCAAUGUCCUGGGAUAUGCAGUUUCCACGUUUGCAAUGAUUAAAAGCUACUUUUUCCCUACCAAUGCCAAAGACUGCAAAUUCACUGGCAACUUCUUUUAUGACUACAUGAUGGGGAUUGAAUUUAACCCUCGAAUAGGAAAGUGGUUUGAUUUCAAGCUGUUCUUCAAUGGGCGCCCUGGUAUUGUAGCCUGGACUCUAAUUAACCUAUCCUAUGCUGCUAAACAACAGGAGCUGUAUGGUCAAGUAACCAACUCCAUGAUCCUUGUCAAUGUCCUUCAGGGUAUUUAUGUUUUGGACUUCUUCUGGAAUGAAGCCUGGUAUUUGAAAACCAUUGAUAUCUGCCAUGAUCAUUUUGGAUGGUAUUUGGGCUGGGGAGACUGUGUUUGGUUGCCUUACCUCUAUACUUUGCAGGGUUUGUAUUUGGUUUACCACCCUGUCCAGCUGGGCACAGUUAAUGCCAUAGGAAUCUUGAUGUUGGGUUUGAUCAGCUAUUACAUCUUCAGAAUGACCAACCACCAGAAGGACCUCUUCCGUCGUACAAAUGGCAACUGCAAGAUAUGGGGGAAGAAACCAGAGUAUAUUGAGUGCUCCUAUAUGUCUGUGGAUGGGACCAAGUACUACAGCAAACUGAUGACCUCAGGAUUCUGGGGGUGGGCACGCCAUUUUAAUUACACAGGAGACUUGAUGGGAUCCCUGGCCUAUUGCCUGACUUGCGGGUUUGAACACAUCUUGCCUUACUUCUAUAUUGUUUAUAUGACUAUUCUGCUAACCCACCGUUGCAUUAGGGAUGAACACCGUUGUUUCAGCAAAUACGGGAAGGACUGGAAGCGCUACACUGCUGCAGUGCCUUACCGGCUCAUACCAGGAAUAUUUUAAGGCUAAUGCAGAAUCCAGGGAAGAGGAAAAAAAAGAAACUUUUUUUUUUUUGAGGUGAAGAGAGUUUAUUCACAUAGUUUAACUAACAAAAACACUUUGUGAAGGACACUUAUAUGGUUCCGAAGGAGAAAAUGUGGCUGGACAAUAAUCCUUGCUGUACUGAAGGAACAUGCAGGCAGACUGUAUUUAAAGUAAAUGAUAUGAGGCACUGAAAUGGCCUGGUGUUUUUUAGAAAACUCUCUUACUUGGAACUCUUUUUUUUCUUUUUUUUUUUUCUUUUUUUCCCUCCCUCUCAAAAUUAACUUGGAAUUGAAGAAAAGUUGCAUGUAUUGAGACUCCUGAAGUAUCCCAGAGAUGGGAGGAAGCCUUACCUGUCAGAGUAGCAGGGUUCUGGAACCACUUUCCAGUGACUUAGGAGAGGAGGAAAAUAAUUGUGUGAUCUCUUUAUGAAAGAAAUUGUAUGAUGUCAUUGCUUGUGACAGUCAUAACCUACAGUCAUUGACUCCCCAAAGGAGGCUUUAUUGUUUGCUGCUUUUUCAAGAGGGGAAAUACUGAACUGGGGAACCUGAUCCUAAACUGAUGUGUGGGAAGAUUUUUAUAAUCUAAUACAAAUAUUUGUGGAAGCUGGUAUAAAUAUGUAUGGCUCAAAAGUUACGUUAGUUUACAGCACCUGAGAAUGUGGUACAUGACCAACUGGGUAUUAUUUUGAUACCAAAACCAAACUUGCUUUGUGAAGAUACUGAGCGUAUAUUGAUUUCUUUAGUGUGGAUAGAAAACUCCAUUCUCUAUCAUUUGUAUAAAAUCUUAUUUGUAAAAAUUUAAGAAAUAAAUGGUUGGUUCCCAGACAACUAAAAA
Grus americana (Whooping crane) is the source of this 2420-nucleotide messenger RNA. It is a transcript of the gene DHCR7, whose product is annotated as 7-dehydrocholesterol reductase. The coding region runs from base 138 to 1565 and encodes 475 amino acids. Gene Ontology annotation, cellular component: endoplasmic reticulum membrane. NCBI's taxonomy places the organism in Eukaryota, Metazoa, Chordata, Aves, Gruiformes, Gruidae. The transcript is spliced from 8 exons. Gene Ontology annotation, molecular function: 7-dehydrocholesterol reductase activity. The record is from RefSeq and is a predicted model, not a curated record. Gene Ontology annotation, biological process: brassinosteroid biosynthetic process; cholesterol biosynthetic process.